AUGCUAGUUUCUCUGUUCGAACGAUGUAUGAAGCGUCGUGGGGUGAAGGAAACUGAUCCGUUUGACUGGGAAAGCAACAAUGAGUACUGUGCCGGUGAAUCUAAAGGUAGUCUCAAUACAGCGAUACCAAAGAGCGAACUCAUUAAAAAACCCAAGGAUAUGGAGAUGGUUGAGGAGAAACGUAAACUUAACACAGACACGGUAAAGGUGCUGCACACAGAGCCAAUCGAAACGAUGAAGCCGCAAAAUGCGAACGCAAUUUCUCACGCGGCGGUCAUAUCCGUUGCUGUAAAGGCGACUCAGAACAAUAAUAACAACAAUACAAACGAACCCAAUAUUGAGUCACCUAAAGUGGAUGGAUCACUUCCGGCGAUAGAUCCGGUGAUGGUGGUUGUAAAGGGUUUAAUCUCAUUUCCUAUUUACCAGAACGAAAUCCCGUUGGUACGGGCUCAUACGGAGGUGAUGACGAAAUCAUCCAAGCAUGGUAACAGCAGGCUGCGAAUACUGACCGCGCCACCAGUCAACAUUAAAGACUUGACGUCGUCAAUCGACAGCACGCACCCGUCACCCCAAAAGCAACACCAUCAACAUCACCAACAUACGCAUCUACAACAACAUUCGCAGCACUAUCAGUUUCCGCAUUUGAGUGACGUGAACAACGUAUCUUUGGAUCAGAAAUCGAAGGUCUUGAAAACGGAGGCAGAUGAACUGUCGUACUCACCCGGGGAUGGCAUUUUUCGUGAACUCACUCAACACUGCCACUCGGGCACGAGUGGAAUUAUGACCGCCUCACAGAAGCAGCAUGCGCAUCAGCCGCAACAGCACCACCAUUCCCAGCAGCUUCAACGACAAAGUCAGACACUUGGUAAGAGCAUGCGCUCGCAUGCUGUCGCAACGACAGCUAUCAGCACCACUCCUCGAUACAGUAUGCGAAACGAUGAAAAGAGUUGUCGGGACUACUCGAUCACGCAGCACGCUAUCAUCGACGAUGAAAACGCUAGUCAACACCAGACACCCAAAUACCAGGGUGCGCUUACGCUUGCAUCACAAUGGAAGAGCCAGUUCGACGACUCAGACGACUCAACCGAUGGUCUCUGGAAGGGUGAACAACAUUCCGAAAACGCGUCAAAGAAAAACUAUAUCAAUACCAACAAAGGUAACAACGUUGCCACCGGUAUUAAUCAACCUGCGCUGCCUUCACAACUGCAGCAACAGUCGAAUGGUCAGUUGGCCGUGAAUCCAUCUAUCAACCAGCUCUCGCAGCAACAGCUACAAAAUCCAAUUAACCAUAACACUUGCAGUAAUGAACCAAAGCAAUGCGCCAACAUCAUUGAUAACGAUAGUCAUCACAAUCAAGUGGAGGAAACUGAAGCACCACCAUCGUUACCUCCGCCGCAUCCAUCGCCGCCGCCACCAAUUGAUAAUUACAAGUACGCAGUGGUAACAUUCGGAGAUGAGGCAGCUGCCAAUGAAACACUUGCUGUUGAAGGUGGACAUGGAGUUGCAAGUAGCCUGGUGUCGUCUACUCUGACCACGGCAACCGUGUCAGCUUCUAUUUUGGCAGUACCACUACUAUGCGAUAUAGAUAAUGCCAUCGAUGAAGCUCCUCCUCUGUUUCAGUACGACCACAAUGGUACGAUUAUCGAAGACGGUGGGAUGAAGGACGACAGCAAAAGGCCAGUUAUGAUCGGUGCAACUUCCAAUUUUGUCCCAACCGAAGUAACUGCCGGUAGUAGCGCAGAACUUGCUGGCAAUGUUCAAUAUUAGCUCAUAUUACUGGCUACUGCAAUUGAAGAACAGAAAACAAUAAAACAAAAAUCUCAAAACAACUCACAAAUAUGACAAACACUAAACCAAAAAAUGAUAAAAUACGCUAGUGUAAAAAAUAGUGUUAUGGAACUAGCGACAUAACAUAAUAUUUUUAGAUGAAUAGAGGACAAAGAGACGCCCACGACGUAGCAUAUUCACCCAAUAAGAAACUAUAAGAAAACAUAAGUAAAUAUAAAACAUUUCACUAAGCUUCGUAUAGGUUAUGCGGACUUUAAAUAAGUUUGGGCGGAUGAAAAAAAAGGUGGAUUACUGAAAAAGUAAGUAACGAAGCCGUGAGCAAAACAUGUAAAAAGAAUCAAUGAGCCACAUGUAACAUGUGCCGAAUAAACAGUGAAUGGGAAUAAAACAACGAAAACCAAGAACGUAUAACAAAGAAAAUCAAAUUGAAACGCUCACAUAAAAUCAAAUCGGAUAACAGCAUACCAAUAGUGGUAUAAAACGUAAAUAUCUGAAAUAAAACAAAUGGUACUUAAUAUUUACUGCUUGUAAUAAUAAUGCAAAAAUCAAAAUUAUCUAAGGCAUGUUUUUUCUCAUUUCAAUGCAAGAGCAUUUGAAUUGGUGUAAAAC
Anopheles bellator is the source of this 2397-nucleotide messenger RNA. RefSeq names its product tau-tubulin kinase homolog Asator-like. The record is from RefSeq and is a predicted model, not a curated record. The transcript is spliced from 3 exons. Bases 1 to 1767 code for a protein of 588 amino acids. Lineage: Eukaryota; Metazoa; Arthropoda; Insecta; Diptera; Culicidae.